AGGGGUCCCUGCUCGAGGAACUACUGCAGAGCAAGGAUGGCCUGCCAGGUUCCCUGCCCAGGAUGGCUCCUUCUGCUUCUCCUCCUGGGAUGCGGCCAAGGGAGAGCCAAGCCGCUGGCAGAGAUCCAGAGUUUGUCAAAAUUGUUGGAGGAAGGCCUGGAGCCCCCAAGAGGCUUGGAGGAGAUGGACCAGGCGCAGGACGGGUCCCUGAUGGCUGGGGCGCUGGACCAGCCGGAUGUGGUGUUUCUAUGGGCCAGGAACCUGCAGGAGGACGCGGCUUUCCAGCAGCUUUUUGGCGAGUUGCUCAGCGCCGCCAGGAGGCACCAGCCCCGGAGCAAAAAGGGGCGGUGGGGGGGCUGCUUCGGGGCCAAGCUGGACCGGAUUGGAGCCUUCAGUGGGCUGGGAUGCUGAGCCCCAAGCC
Candoia aspera is the source of this 421-nucleotide messenger RNA. RefSeq names its product C-type natriuretic peptide 1-like. The record is from RefSeq and is a predicted model, not a curated record. Lineage: Eukaryota; Metazoa; Chordata; Lepidosauria; Squamata; Candoiidae. The transcript has 2 exons. The coding region runs from base 37 to 411 and encodes 124 amino acids. Gene Ontology annotation, biological process: cGMP biosynthetic process; receptor guanylyl cyclase signaling pathway. Gene Ontology annotation, cellular component: extracellular region. Gene Ontology annotation, molecular function: hormone activity.